Populus euphratica (Euphrates poplar) is the source of this 2722-nucleotide messenger RNA. Its product is annotated as probable galacturonosyltransferase 14. Lineage: Eukaryota; Viridiplantae; Streptophyta; Magnoliopsida; Malpighiales; Salicaceae. The record is from RefSeq and is a predicted model, not a curated record. The transcript is spliced from 6 exons. The coding region runs from base 439 to 2049 and encodes 536 amino acids. Gene Ontology annotation, molecular function: polygalacturonate 4-alpha-galacturonosyltransferase activity.
AACCCCAUUUUCUCUCUCCUUUCUCUUUCUUUUUGUUUCAUUCCUCCGUCUCUUUCUUGAUCCAUGCCAGAAGGAGAAAAUAAUAAUAAUAAUAAUAAUAAUAAUAAUAAAACCAUUGAAGAUAUAUCGAUUAACUAUUGAAUUCUUGAAUUUUUCUUGCUUGGAUGCUUAGAUAUAGAAGCCCAUUUUAUCAUUAUCGUUGUUGUUAAAUCUCCAAUGCGGUCUUUGAGAAGGCCACAAACAAGGGAAGGACAAAGAGGCAAAUAUCAUAACAGGAAAACCAAGAAAGGAAAUCUUAUCUGUGAAGAGGAAACUAUUAAAGAUAGCUGUGGAUCUGAUGGUGGGUGGGGUAUUGCUGGGAGGGAAGGAGGUAGAAUUCGUUGCUUUUGUGGUUGCCGCAGCUAGGUUUGUAGUGGUGGGGCUGCAUAGGAAAGGAAUAUGCAGCUUCACAUCUCUCCUAGCAUGAGAAGCAUCACUAUAUCUUCGAGCAGCAACAAUGGAUUUAUUGACUCAAUGAAGAUCAAAGUCGCAGCUCGCCAUAUCUCUUAUCGAACCCUUUUUCAUACUAUACUCAUUCUUGCUUUCUUGUUACCUUUUGUAUUCAUUCUUACUGCUGUGGUUACGCUUGAAGGAGUCAAUAAGUGCUCCUCAUUUGAUUGUUUAGGUAGGCGGUUAGGACCAAGGCUUCUUGGAAGAGUAGAUGAUUCAGGGAGGCUUGUGAAAGACUUUUACAAGAUACUCAAUCAAGUAAAAAAUGAGGAAAUCCCAGAUGGUGUAAAGCUUCCGGCUUCUUUUAAUCACCUUGUUUCUGAAAUGAAGAACAAUCAGUAUGAUGCAAGGACAUUUGCGUUCAUGUUGAGGGCUAUGAUGGAAAAAUUGGAAAGAGAAAUUAGGGAAUCUAAAUUUGCAGAGCUGAUGAACAAACACUUUGCUGCAAGUUCCAUCCCCAAAAGUAUCCACUGCCUCUCUCUUCGUCUGACUGAUGAAUAUUCUUCCAAUGCUCAUGCACGUACACAGUUGCCUUCUCCAGAGUUCCUUCCUUUACUCUCUGACAACUCAUACCACCACUUUGUCCUCUCAACUGAUAACAUUUUGGCUGCAUCAGUUGUUGUCACUUCUACUGUCCAGUCAUCUCUAAAGCCUGAUAGGAUAGUUUUUCACAUCAUAACUGAUAAGAAAACUUAUGCGGGUAUGCAUUCAUGGUUUGCGCUAAACCCAGCCUCCCCUGCUAUUGUUGAAGUGAAGGGUGUUCACCAGUUUGACUGGUUAACAAGAGAGAAUGUUCCAGUGCUUGAAGCAGUGGAGAAUCAUAAUGGUAUCAGGGAUUAUUACCAUGGGAAUCAUAUUGCAGGGGCAAAUCUUAGUGAUACAACACCACGGAGAUUUGCUUCUAAAUUGCAGGCUAGAAGUCCGAAAUAUAUAUCAUUACUUAACCAUCUUCGGAUAUACAUACCUGAGCUCUUUCCAAACCUCGACAAGGUGGUGUUUUUAGAUGAUGAUGUUGUAAUUCAGCAUGAUUUGUCUCCACUUUGGGAAAUUGACCUUAAGGGAAAGGUCAAUGGAGCUGUAGAAACUUGUAAAGGUGAAGAUGAGUGGGUAAUGUCCAAGCAUCUCAAGAACUACUUCAAUUUUUCACAUCCCCUCAUAGCAAAGAAUUUGGACCCUGAUGAAUGUGCAUGGGCUUAUGGAAUGAAUAUAUUUGAUCUCCAUGCAUGGAGGAAAACGAAUAUAAGAGAAACCUACCAUUCUUGGAUGAAAGAGAACCUGAAGUCAAACCUGACGAUGUGGAAACUCGGAACCCUACCACCGGCUUUGAUUGCAUUUAAAGGUCAUGUUCAUCCAAUUGAUCCAUUCUGGCAUAUGCUUGGACUGGGAUAUCAGAACAAUACAAAUAUCGAGAGUGUAAAGAAGGCUGCAGUUAUUCACUACAAUGGUCAGUCUAAACCUUGGCUGGAAAUUGGCUUUGAGCAUCUACGACCAUUUUGGACCAAGUAUGUGAAUUACUCUAAUGAUUUUAUAAGGAACUGCCACAUCCUGGAUUCAGUUUGAUUAACCAUAGGGGCUAGAGCUAUUAUUGAAAUGGAAAAAACAAGUGAUUUCAGGUGCCAUGUAAGUUUUUUCAUGAUUGAGAAUUUUCUCAAGGUCUACUUGAGAAGGCAAGUAGAAAAUCAUACAGAAGGGGGCAGAGUUUCAGGUCUGAAUUCACUGUCAUACCUCGUUCCUUUGCAGAAAAUGGCUGCGUCACCAGCACGGGCAUGGGAUUCUUUCUUUCAAUCUUUAACAUAGCAACCCAUCAUUUUUUUUCUUGGUUGAAAUAUGGAUACUAUCAGUGGGCUUCCUGCAGAGAGUCUAUCUAGCCUGAUUUCCUGGCACAUAUAUUAGAAUAAAGCAAGAUACACGUGUUAGAAAGUGCAUAUGCCAAUGCAUCAUACUGCUUGGUACAGGGAAGAGGAAGACUAGGACAGGCCUCUAGUGAGGGCUCAAGUAUUGGUCUAGAAAUGUUUCUUCCCUUCGUUUUUUUUCCUCGUUUUUUUUGCUAGCACCUCCCCCUUUUUUUCCUCGUUAAUUCGAUAUCAUCAAGGUGAAACUUAGUAGUAGGUAAUGGAGAUUGCUUUGUUACAGGACCUAUUGAAUUGGGGAACCUUUUAGGUUAUAUAUCAGUAUUUGUUAUGUACGAUUCAUGAGAAACAUUAAAAUGCGCAGAAAAUUCUUUUUUUUUUCU